Paecilomyces variotii is the source of this 1299-nucleotide messenger RNA. RefSeq names its product S-adenosyl-L-methionine-dependent methyltransferase. Gene Ontology annotation, molecular function: trans-aconitate 2-methyltransferase activity. Bases 284 to 1180 code for a protein of 298 amino acids. The transcript has a single exon. The record is from RefSeq and is a predicted model, not a curated record. NCBI's taxonomy places the organism in Eukaryota, Fungi, Ascomycota, Eurotiomycetes, Eurotiales, Thermoascaceae.
CCCACAUUGCAUGUACAUACAUACAUACCAUUAACCUACUCAUCCUUAUUCAGUCAAGAGUUUCUGUGCUGGCUUAUUUGCCCUAAUCACGGAACGCGAUUAAUACCUCCUGGUUGAUCUAUAUCCAUCUUAUGUGCGAAAACCGGAGGAUUAAACGGCGAAUUCCGAUUACCGCAACUCCCAAUCAUAUUCACCACAUGGCCAUUAUAUACUCGUUCAGAGCACGCAUGCAAUCAACCAACUAGAAGGAUCCUCUUUUGUUUACAAAAACAUUAUUUCAAUCAUGCAUUACCACCAUUUCAUCAAAUCUCGAUUCCAUCCUACGACCUUGCGAACUCUAGUGCAACCCUGCAAGGCCCAAAUGUCAACAAAAACAACCACCGUCACGCCAGGCUCCUCUGCGCAUGACUGGUCCGCAACGCAGUAUCUCAAAUUCGCAGCCCAGCGCAACCGCCCAGUCAGGGAUCUGAUCGCUCAAAUCCCACUGUCAUCGCCCAGAAAGAUCGUCGAUCUUGGCUGUGGUCCUGGGAACUCCACCCAGGCGCUGAUAGAGCGGUUUCCCUCAGCUCAGAUCCACGGGUUGGAUAAUUCCCCAGACAUGCUAUCUAAGGCACGGGCCAAUGUGCCUCAUAUCGACUUUUCGUCGGCAGACUUGAAUACCUGGACGCCUGGUCCGGAUGAUGAGCUUCUCUUCUCCAAUGCGGUCUUUCACUGGCUUCCUGACAGCGUCGGCCAUAUGGCGCGAAUGCUGAAUGCGGCGCGUCCUGGCGCGGUGCUAGCAGUGCAAGUGCCUGAUAAUUAUCUCGAGCCGUCGCAUGUCGCGAUGCGCGAGACAGCCGCAGCCGGUCCAUGGAAGGAGAUUCUGGAGCCCUUGAAGCCAGCUUUGGAUCCGAUGCCGAGUCCAAGAGAGAUAUAUAACAGACUACAUGCGAUUUGUACCCCUGGUGGCUUGGAUGUGUGGCAUACGUUCUAUUCUCAUGUUCUGGAUGGUCCGGAGCAGAUCGUUGAGUGGGUAAAGGGCAGUGGAUUGAGGCCGUUUAUUGAUCCGUUAGAGAAGGGGCUGAGAGAGGAGUUCCUCCAGAAAUACACGGAGAGGAUUGCAGAGGUCUAUCCGAGACUAGAGGAUGGCAAGGUGUUGUUGAGAUAUCCUAGGUUGUUUAUUAUUGCUCAGCGCAAGUGAUGUCUCUCCUUUGUUUGUGAUAUUCCUAGACUUCAAAUUCAAUUUCGGUUAUGAAGAGCUGUCAUAUUCUAUAUGGUUUAUAGUUUUCUAUCUAUCGCCGUGUAUAGCAGCAAACGAUC